AUGUUGAAGAUUCAAGACUUUGACUUUGUAAAAGUCGUAGGAGAAGGAGCCUUUGGGAAGGUGUAUCUGGUGAGACCUAAGAGAAAUCCAAUGCUUAUUUUUGCAAUGAAGAUACUUGACUUUGGGGAAAUCCUUAAGCAGAGGUUAGCUGACCAGCUCGAAAACGAAAUUUCUAUUUUGAAAAGACUUUAUGGAUGUCCAUUUGUUGCAAAGCUGUAUUCAACAGACUUCCAUCGUGGAAAGGUGGGACUAACUCUGGAGUAUGUUGGAGGAGGCGAGCUGUUUUAUUGGCUCAAAAAGUGUGGGAGAUUUGAUGAGAAGAUGACUCGAUUCUAUGCAGCAGAAAUCGUUUUGGCUUUGAAGUUUAUACAUGGAAAAGGGAUUCUCUACAGAGACUUGAAGCCCGAGAACAUACUGAUUACGUCUACAGGACACAUAAAGCUGAUUGACUUUGGAUUUGCAGUCUACGAAAACGAGAGUAUAUAUAUGAUUUCGGGGACUCCGGAGUACAUGUCACCGGAGAAGCUGCGGAGCGAAGAUGAUGGACGUGCAAGCGAUUAUUGGGGGCUGGGAAUUAUAAUCUACGAAAUGCUAUGCGGAGACCCUCCAUUCUACGAUGCAAGUGCUGACACCAUUUAUCACAAGAUACUCGAAUGCCAGAUCGUUUUCCCCCAUUAUGUAAGUCCUGUUGCAAGAAGCCUGAUAUCAGGACUAUUGGACAAAAGUCGAACCACCAGACUAGGAGCCAAGGGAAUAUUCGAAAUAAUGAAUCAUCCCUUUUUCAAGGGAUUGGACUGGGGAGAAAUAGAAGAUAGGACUGUAACACCACCGUUCAUCCCAAGCCCGAGCUCUGUCCUCGGAUUUUCAGGAAGCAGCUCGGAAUACAGUAGCAUAGAUUAUGGAGAAACAGCUGUUUUUAAGCCAUACAAGUAUGUUAAACACUUUCGAAAGGACAAGAUACCGAAGCGGAUAUAG
This is a messenger RNA of Encephalitozoon intestinalis ATCC 50506, 975 nucleotides long. RefSeq names its product cAMP-dependent Ser/Thr protein kinase subunit alpha. Lineage: Eukaryota; Fungi; Microsporidia; Unikaryonidae. Gene Ontology annotation, molecular function: protein serine/threonine kinase activity; ATP binding. The record is from RefSeq and is a predicted model, not a curated record. The coding region runs from base 1 to 975 and encodes 324 amino acids. Gene Ontology annotation, biological process: protein phosphorylation. The transcript has a single exon.